GAGUACGUGAGCAAUAAAGUGAUGCCACUCGCGUAAGCGAGCAAUAAUGUGAUGCCACUGAAUUAUUCUUGUACGGAUUCCUUGUUUCUUCAUCACUUCGAAGUCCACAAGCGUGCGAACCACUCGUACGAGAUUUCGAAGAAUAAUCUAUCAAGGGAGGAUUUCAUUAAAAAUAAAGCAAGAUAGGGAAAAAGAGAAGGGUUAAUAGAAAAGAAAAAAAGAGAUGGCCACUGUAAAUAUAAGCAGCGGUCAAAGGACUGCCGUCAGUCGCCCUGAGGGCUCUUCGCGAAAACAAAACAGUUUCGUCCAUAGAUGCGACUUCGCCGCUACUAUUAAUGGGGCAGCGAGUGGAACAGACGUAUACGAAAAGAAACAAUCAAAUAAUUCUUCGAGAAUUAGCAACAGAACCACGAGAACUUGCACAUCGAGUGUGUGCACCACAAGAACUUCCCUGACCUCUACUAGGCUUCCAUUGAUGAUCUCCCCAGUCUAUGGUGAUUCUCAUGUAGCCGACGCUUCCAUAUACUUCGAUGACAUCAGAGAUUGCAUUUUGGCUGCCCGUGAAGUGAAAUCAAUAUCACCAAGCGAAAUAAAAUCUAGGAAGAAAACGAUGAAUCCCUUAAAGAAAACGAAAAGCAGGAGGAAAUCGGAACUCCAUAUCGACGCCGUUGCUGAUGACCAAAAUGACAGGAACAACCAACGGGCAGAAGACACCCGAUCAACUUCAAGCUCGAAGAAUAGUAACAGUUUAGGUAGGAUCAAAGGCAAAGGCAAAGAACAAUCUAUUAAAGCCAGCUGCACUGACCAGCAGAAGAAUGGAGAAAAGAAAACGAAAUUCAAUCCCUCGGACGAAAUUAAAUUCGAGGAAGAUAAGGGUAAGCAUAUACUAGAGAUCCCGACUCAUGAUGACAUAUGUUCUGCAUCGUCAGAGGAAAUCGAGGAAAUCGAGGCGAUGAACUUUGUGGAUGCCUUAGACCAGACAAGUCAUGGGUUUAUGAACAAAGCCCCACUGACCACGCAAAGCGUAAAAAGAUCAUCAUGCUAUUUCUCUGCGCUGACGAGUUAUGGCUUCAUUGAGCGCACUGCAAUGAAACCUGACAGAAUUGAGGCAUUUUUCUAUAGCAAUGGCAUGACGCUAUCUCUAGGUAUCUUGUUUUUCGCAAUAAAUGUGAUCGUUGGUGCACAUGCUGCGUCUCAAUUCACGCCGUUUGGUGGGUUCGUUACGGACAGUGACAUCUUGCGGGUUACUCUACCAAUAGCUCGAGCCGGAGGGAGACUGGUCACCUUCAAUUGUGCCUUGCUGCUCCUCACAGGAUGCAAGUAUAUGUGUACCCUGAUUCGAACUUAUGUCGUGCCAGUCAUUCCAAUCGGAUUUCCGAUGGACGACAUCAUGCCAAAAUAUCAUCGAUUCGUCGGUUUAUGCAUUAUUGUAUCUGGAUGUAUCUUACAUACGAUUCCCCAGGCAAUUAAUUACGCAACAGGGAAAAUAUGGUUGAUUAAAAAUGGAGGAAAGAUCUGGACUUUUGGCAACGGUAUUGCUCAGACGCAGCUCUUGAUAACAGGGUCACUUUUGCUUGCAAUAUUUGUAACGUUCUUCCUUACUACUCUUAAGGGCUUCCGAAAAACUGCUGCCGGAUUUCGAUGGUUUUGGUUUUUCCACACGGGAGGAGUCGCUCUGGCAUACCCUCUUCUAAUUAUUCACGGGACCUACAAGGGGAGUCCUCUGUUCCUUUAUUGCGCCUUCAUCCCAUUGGUUAUAUACCUCCUUGACGUAAUACUGAGGCGUUCAAAGAUCACAAAAGCCGAAGUUCUUCUUUGGAAGACGCACUCUGACAAAGGGCACAACCUUACGGAACUUGUUCUCAAAUGCCCUCAAAACUUUGUUUACACUCCUGGCCAGUACGUUGAAUUGAAGUUCCCUACUCUUUCUAAUCACGAAUGGCAUCCGUUCACUAUUGCAAGUGCUCCCAACAGUGUCAUUCGCGACUGUGGCGACACCAGAGUGCUCGUCUUCUUCAUCAAGGCAACCGGAAGAUGGACACAAGCUCUCUUCAACUAUGCCUCGGCGUUCAAACUGUCAAAAGCCACACAAAGUCAAGAAAUGAUCAUCCGUGGUCCCCAUGGUGCUCCGAUCGUAAAUUUCUCCGAAUACAAACAUAUCAUGCUGGUUGGGGCAGGUGUUGGGGUGACACCACUUUUGUCAGUUUGGCAACACCUGUUAGGGGAGGGACGUUCUAAAAUCGAAGCGUACCACAGAGAACCAUCGUUCCGCUAUACAUUCCAAGAAGAAGACGACGAAAAGACUUCAAAAUUCCGGUCCAUGUGUCACCGCAUUGAGCACGUUCUGGAGUCUUUAACGGCAUCGAUUUGUCUUCUUUGCAUCUCCGUUAUUGGCGAGACGGCUGUAAUUACAGGCACACUUUUCGGGUACUACUGGGAGGCUAAUAUGAUUGGAUCCAUCCUUGCAAGCGGCUUGGUGUUAUUUCAUAGUGGAACCAUCCUUGUGUCUAUAGUCGCAUACGAUGGUGGUAUCCAGUAUUUUUUUCGUUUCAAGUGCUGGCUCGAAAGUGGAAUCGUUCUUGUCGAUGCGGUGAACUUUUUUAUUGUUCUUCCGACGUUGACCAGAACAAACCCGAGUGACAAAGAAAUAAGCACACCACUCCUAUUUGGACUCGCUGGUAUGAGCGUAUUCCUGCAUGUGGCCCGGACGUUCCAUGUUUUUUAUACCGUGUUGAGGCCCAAGACUGAAUUGAUGGAAGGGCAAAAACAGAACCACAUCUGUUCAGUUCAAGGGAUAUUUGUCAACAGAAGUUAUAAGGGAAUGAGAUUUGCAUUCGAGCAAUUGCUCCAACCACUCGAAGAGGGGCUGUCAGGGGCAUUCUCAUUGCAAUUUUACGCCACCCAAGAAAAGGAUAAGAAGAAAACCAAAACGAUGAAGUCUCUAAAAAGGGGGGUGGAUGCCAGCUUCCACGGAAGAAAAUUAGCAUCAGAUUGGGACACCAGUACCGACAAUUUCUACUGUUUUCGAGAAGGACGUCCCGACUGGGAAUUGAUUUUCCGGAAGUCCAUUCUCAAAGCCCAUUUUUCUUGCACCUCCGGUGAUUCAGUGGGUGUGUUCUUUUGUGGAAAUCCGGCCUUGUCGAAAGAGUUAAACGAAGUGGCAGAUAGAGUCAGUGCUCAGCACCGAUACUCCGUAAAGAAGGCAAAGGGAAUGAGUUGCAAGUGCAAGAUCGUGGUUCACACAGAGAACUACUAGGUCCAGGAUUUGAUGCGGCUCAAGCCAGGGCUUCUACCAAAAUUAUGUACAAAGCGGGAGAAAUUCCUACAGGUGCGGGUAAAAACAUGGAAUUUUACCUCCUGAAACCGCAUGCUACCGUACGUACCAAAUAAAACUUCAUUAUUUAA
Pseudo-nitzschia multistriata is the source of this 3405-nucleotide messenger RNA. The record is from the annotation of a GenBank genome assembly. Lineage: Eukaryota; Bacillariophyta; Bacillariophyceae; Bacillariales; Bacillariaceae.